This is a messenger RNA of Gilbertella persicaria, 1617 nucleotides long. RefSeq lists its product as uncharacterized. The transcript has 7 exons. The record is from RefSeq and is a predicted model, not a curated record. Lineage: Eukaryota; Fungi; Mucoromycota; Mucoromycetes; Mucorales; Choanephoraceae. Bases 95 to 1531 code for a protein of 478 amino acids.
AAUUGGUUUUUAACUUCCGACUAAUGAUUUCAAAAAAGGUGUCCACUGUAUCUCUUUUCAUUAUUCGCUUUCGUUAUUCUAGUUUGCUAAAAACAUGUCUUCUAUUUCAACAAGUAUUGGAGACUAUUUGAAAAGAACCAAGAGUCGCGCUUCACUCACGCGAUUUGUGGAGAAUAAUAAAGAGCAAACCAAAUUGUUUAUAAGGCAAUUUGAUAGUGAAACACAGGCGACAAACAAUUUAGUAAACAAAUAUGUUGCUCAGUUCAAAAUCAUCUACCCGACAAGAAAGAGAGUAACAGGAAAGCAGGUGGACCUUGGUCCUAUCUAUGCAGAAGCAAGACUGGAUAGAGGUGUUCAAAUCGAGAGCUACAGAAUACUGGAGACUGCAGUUUCGGUGGCUGGAAGAGAUACUAGAGGCAGGAUCAAUGGCAACAAUGGUGGUAGUGUAGAAGACACAGAAGACGCAGAAGAUACGGGAGAUACGGAAGAAGUGUCCGAAAAAGCAAGCAAUGGUUACAAUAUAAUCGAAGGAUUUAAUGUAUUCCGGGAAGAAGCACGCACAUUAGCAGAAAGACAAGGACUUUUUAUAAAUGGAAACCUACAGCAAUUACUGGCCUUGGAUCAGAUCCUUUUGCUUGUGAAGAAACAACAUUCUGAAGAAAUGUUGUCUUGUAUUGGAAACAAGAAUUUGGUGUGUUACCAUAAUGAUUUAAAAAAGGAGUUUUUGGAAUUGGAAAUGAGGGUUGAAGGAAAGUUAUUGGCAGAAUUGGGAGAUACGAUGGCUAUGAUCGAACAUUCAAGUCGAAAGGACAUAAAGUGCCAGAUAUUUGAUAGUUACAAAGUAGCAGAUGACCUUGAUGCCAAGAUCUUAGACAUUUUCUUAGCUUAUAUGGAUAAACUUCCUGAUGAACCCUUGUUAAAUCAUAAAAUCAAAGAGACUGAAUUGAUAACAAAGUUCUUGGAUCCAAUAUUGAAUGGGAUGUUAAAUGAUCAUGAUACAGAUCAUGAUUUUAUAUGGACAAAUACACGUAGCACUGGUACAGAGGAUGAACGCCCAGAUGCAGAGAUGGUUAUUUUAAAACAAAGAACUAUUGAUUAUACUGUUGGGUACUGUGAGGUGAAGAUCAGCGAAAAUAGUAAUAAUACUGUCGAAGUGCAUAAUGAUAUGAUGAAGUUGGCAAGGUUCGGAAAAAAGCUUUGUAAUGAAGAGGAUUUGGAUGGUAGCUUGUUGGCAAUGGUAGUUGGAAUGAAGCUUACGUUUUAUAUGAUGGUGAUGCGGGCAAAUGUAUUUUAUACAAUGUUUGAAAUCUGUAGUAUCGAAGUCCCCAAGUGUUUAUCUUCCCUCCCAAGUCUCGUUGCAAAAGCACAUCAAAUCAAACAGGUUAUUCAUGCAUACCAUAAUCAUUGUGUUAAGCGUCUCCCUGAAUCCCCAAAGAGAGAAAGAAGCAGAUCUAUGACCAAAGAAGAUUACCAGCUAGUAGUAAAUACCAACAAACCAAAACGAAUGAAGCCCUCUUUAAGAUUCAACUAAAUCAUACAAACUUCUUUUUAAGUAUAUUUAAUAUUUAGUUAAUUGAUAAUAAUAACUACAAUAAAGAAACUGAAAUAGCAUCAUAC